GUGAUUGAGAUGCAAAGAUUGAUUCAGUGCUAUAGGACUGAGCUAAUCCUUCUUUCUGUAAAUAUCGCCACCCAUUUGAACCUUGUCCUGAUUCAUUUUAAGAUGGUACUUUAACCUGUGUGGUUAAACUGCAUGAGUGUGUUUCUUCAUUGAUCUCCUUCAACUGCCACUGUCUUUUACACCAAUGAUAAAAUGGCUAGCUUGUGGUUGCUCUUGGGUCUCUUACUUUCUAGUUUAGCUGAAGCUGGGAAACUGCUGGUUAUACCGUCAGAUGGCAGUCACUGGUUGGGGAUGAAGCCUAUUGUGGAAGAGCUGGGGAGGAGAGGAAACCAGGUGGUGGUCGUCAUCCCAGAGGCGAGUCUGAGCAUGGGUCCUUCAGAGCAUACCACCAAUCUGACAUAUCCCGUGAACUACACCACGGCUGAAUUAAAAGCGAGCAUAGCAGAUGAAUUCAACACCAUUCUGAGCAUUGAUAUCUCUACAGACCUAGCCAAGUUUCAGGCAUUCAUCAUCUCGCUGGAUGUUCUGCCCAUGUUUAUAUUGAGGAAUGCAGAGGGUUUACUCUUCAACAAGGACUUGAUGAAGAAACUGCAAGAGUACAACUUUGAUGCGAUUCUCACAGAUCCAUUUGAGCCUGUUGGAGCUAUAGCUGGUGAAUAUCUCUCCAUUCCAGCUGUUUAUAUGCAAAUAAACCAUCCUUGUGGUGUCGAUACCCUUUCCAGUCAAUGUCCAGCUCCAGCUUCUUAUGUUCCACAGCCUUUAACUCAUUUUACUGACCGCAUGAAUCUCUGGCAAAGAAGUGUGAACCUGGUGAGGACUCUUCUUCAGCCCAUGGCUUGUGAGCGAAUGUUUGCUCGUGCAGAUGAGAUCGCCUCACAUGUGCUUCAGAGAAAAACAUCGAUGGUGGAGAUCAUGAGCCACGCAGCUCUCUGGUUUUUGCGUUUUGACUUUGCUGUGGAAUUCCCACGUCCAGUGAUGCCUAACAUGGUGAUGAUUGGAGCAACAGUUAGCCAGAAACCCAAACCUCUGUCACAAGAGCUGGAGGAGUUUGUGGAAGGUUCUGGAGAGCAUGGGUUUGUGGUCUUCACUCUGGGCUCCAUGGUGUCCCAGUUACCCGAGGCCAAAGCCAGAGAGUUCUUUGAGGCAUUCAGGCAGAUACCUCAGAGGGUGCUAUGGAGGUACACUGGACCAGUCCCUGAAAAUGCUCCAAAGAAUGUCAAACUUAUGAAGUGGCUGCCACAAAAUGAUCUCUUGGGCCAUCCUAAGGUUAAGGCUUUCAUUACACAUGGUGGAUCACAUGGAAUCUAUGAAGGAAUCUAUAACGGGGUGCCAAUGGUGAUGCUUCCUCUGUUUGGUGACCAAGGGGAUAACGUUCAACGCUUAGUGUCUCGAGGAGUUGCAGAAACCCUGAGUAUCUAUGAUCUGACCGCAGAAAAACUGCUGGUUGCAUUGAGAAAGGUCAUCAGUGAUAAAAGCUACAAGGAGAAGAUGACCGAGCUUUCAGCUAUUCAUAGAGACCGUCCCAUUGAGCCUUUGGACCUGGCUGUGUUCUGGACUGAGUUUGUUAUGAGACACAAAGGGGCAGCACAUCUUAGACCUGCAGCCCAUGAGCUGAACUGGAUUCAGUAUCAUUCUCUGGACGUCAUUGGCUUUCUCCUUCUCCUUCUAGUGACAGUUAUUUUUGUGACUGUCAAAAGCUGCAUGUUCUGUUUCAGGAAGUGUUUCAAGAAAACUCAGAAAAAGAAGAAGGAGUAGAUUUUUUAAGUCAUUAUUUUGCAAUGUCUGUUUUUGUGGGGUGAUUGUUUAGAGACUUUUAUAAACUGAAUACCUCUAUUCCCUGGGUCAGUGACUUGAAUAAAGCCUCACAAAACCUGAACGUGUCAGGUAAACAUUUA
Messenger RNA from Carassius auratus (goldfish), 1895 nucleotides. RefSeq names its product UDP-glucuronosyltransferase-like. The record is from RefSeq and is a predicted model, not a curated record. Gene Ontology annotation, molecular function: UDP-glycosyltransferase activity. The coding region runs from base 193 to 1755 and encodes 520 amino acids. The transcript is spliced from 5 exons. NCBI's taxonomy places the organism in Eukaryota, Metazoa, Chordata, Actinopteri, Cypriniformes, Cyprinidae.